Molecule: messenger RNA, 1830 nt
Organism: Sinocyclocheilus grahami
Lineage: Eukaryota; Metazoa; Chordata; Actinopteri; Cypriniformes; Cyprinidae
Product: sestrin-2-like
Exons: 8
Coding region: 17-1201 (394 amino acids)
Biological process (GO): negative regulation of TORC1 signaling; regulation of response to reactive oxygen species; cellular response to leucine starvation
Cellular component (GO): nucleus
Molecular function (GO): L-leucine binding; oxidoreductase activity, acting on peroxide as acceptor
Source: RefSeq, a predicted model, not a curated record
UGUAGACCAUAUCAACAUGAUGAUGGGGCUACAUCCCACCUACCUGACCUGCUUCCUGCGAACACAGAAUGCUUUGCUCCAGCUGGAUGGCCCUCUGCCUCUGUCAUGGAGACAUUUUAUUAUCAUAUUGGCGUCUGCACGUCACCAGUGCUCGUACCUAGUGCAGCAUCACAGCUCUGCUUUUCUGCUUGCUGGCGGAGAUGAGUCCUGGCUUAAAGGACUUCACUGUACACCACCCAAAAUACAGCACCUGCAGACACUCAACAAACUGCUUGCACACAGACCCUGGAUCAUCACCCAGGAACAUAUACAGGAGUUAGUUUGUCCGGGUGCAGAGGCUCGGUGGUCCCUGGCAGAACUGAUUCAGGCUAUUGUUUUGAUGAGCCAUGCCCACUCUCUAGCCUCAUUUGUUUGGGGUUGUGGUAUUCUCCCAGAGCCCGAGCAGUCAGGAGAUCAGUCGCUCCAACUGAGUUCACCCACAGAGUCCUGUUCUGCCCGAGACAAGAGCAGAAAUCAGCAAGAGUGGUCUGAGGCUGUGAACGAGGUCAAGCUUUUGAUGGAGAAGAUGAUGAUGGUUCAGCAGCAAGGUGAAGAGUUUACACAAGAAGAGAUGGUUACUUGCUUUGAAAGAGAAAGGACUGAGAGUUUGCUGGAACCUGCUGAUGUUCAGUGGUGUGUCCUUCCUGAUUGUCUCUCGCGGUUUGUUGUGGAUGCAGAUUUUACUUACCAGGAUUUUAGUCCUAGAGGAAUGCAGGCCCCCCCAACCAUGAGAGCUCAGGACUAUUCGUGGGAAGAUCACGGUUUCUCUCUUAUGAACAGGCUGUAUGGAGAGAUGGCACAGCUUCUGGAUGAGAAAUUUCAGGUGGUGUGUGCGCUCACGUAUCACACCAUGGCCAUGCACUCACAUGUGGACACCUCCACACUCCGCAAAGCCAUCUGGAACUACAUUCACUGUAUCUACGGCAUCAGGUAUGAUGAUUAUAAUUAUGGGGAUGUCAACCAGCUGUUGGAACGCAGUUUAAAAGUGUACGUUAAGACAGUGGCUUGUCACCCGGAGAAAACCACAACAAGAAUGUACUUCUCUUUUUGGAGGCAGUUCCGCCACUCGGAAAAGGUCCAUGUGAACCUGUUAUUGAUGGAGGCACGACUGCAGGCAGCUUUACUUUAUGCUCUCAGAGCAAUUACACGCUACAUGACCUAAUAUGCGCACAAGAGCUUUAAAACGGGAUGACCUGUAUACACUAUUAUACUCUGAUUGUAGCGUGUGUUGAGACACAAAUUGCACACAAUCACACUUUAAAAGUACAAAGUCUCAAGAGCAAUUUAGUUUCAUUUUCUCUUUUCUUUGCAAUAUUUUAGGCUUAUGUGGGCUGGUUGGUCAGAUGCUACUGGAUCAUGAUUGGAUUUGGGAGACAGCGAAUUCUGCACAUGUCCUAUGAGUAAAUUUACUCGUUGUGGUCUUUCUCUUAUCAUACUGUGAAUGUGUCUUUGCCCUGCUGCAGUAUUCUGUUCUGUGUGUUUGUGCAUUUUGAUGAAUGUUUAUAUUCACUAUGAUAUUGACAAUGUUUAUAUUGACACUAAGAACUCUACAUUGCCUAUUUCUCUCUCAGAUUGAGAGCUGAUUUAAUGUGGGCUAAAAUGGAUGAAAAAGCACAUUUUGUUGUUUUUUGUUGUUGGUGCAUUUUUAUGUAUAAUAAAAUAUUUUACAAUGACAUUACGGUUUUAUUUGUUUGUAUGUAAUGUCCACAAGGCAAAUUCCAAAAAUGCACUUUUGCCACAUGUCCCAUGAUUUUUGUAAGCAUUAAAGGCAUGUUUUUUUUAGCCCCCAAA